Patella vulgata (common limpet) is the source of this 1001-nucleotide messenger RNA. RefSeq names its product protein CutA homolog. The transcript is spliced from 7 exons. The record is from RefSeq and is a predicted model, not a curated record. Gene Ontology annotation, biological process: response to metal ion. Bases 81 to 602 code for a protein of 173 amino acids. Gene Ontology annotation, molecular function: copper ion binding. NCBI's taxonomy places the organism in Eukaryota, Metazoa, Mollusca, Gastropoda, Patellidae.
UUUUAGAUUACAUGAACCGGUAACUGCUGAACCAAAAACACAAGACUCAAGAGACCAAAGCAUCGAAAGACAAGGAACUCAUGACAGGAGUCCAUGCUCCAUUAGAAAGAAACCUACCUGGUUACUGCAGUUCCAGGAAUUGUGUGUUGCUCGUUUUAGUUGUGAUACCAGUUUCAUCGGUAUAUUUUAUGCCUUUAUUACUGAAUUUAUUUCGUCGUGGUUAUAGUAAAAUGGCCGAGAAUUAUGUGUCUGGAACUCACAGUAUGGCCUUUAUAACUGUACCAGAUAUGGAAGUAGCCAAACAAUUAUCACAUGGUAUAGUAAAAGAGAAGUUAGCAGCCUGUGUUAAUAUUAUACCUGGAAUAACAUCCGUAUAUGAAUGGGAGAAUGAAAUCAAUGAAGAUAAGGAAUUACUUUUGAUGGUUAAAACCCACACAUCCAAAGUUGACUCUUUAUCAGAAUAUGUCAGGCAUAAUCAUCCCUAUGAUGUGGCAGAAGUCAUAUCAUCAAAGAUUGAUAAUGGAAAUCCUCCAUAUUUGAAAUGGAUCUCUGAUAUUGUGAUGUCAUCGGAUGCAAAGAAGAUGAAAACCGAAGAAUCGUGAAGGAAUUUAUACACUGGCAAGACAGUAACUUGUACAUACCAUAUGGACUGAUCUUGUGACUUAAAUUCAUGAAUUUUAUUGUUCCUUCUAAAGGUGCCUUUACUCUGGUUCACAAUACAUCAUGCUGAAUGCUUCUGGGCAAAUGUGGCUAUUUACUCAUUGUCUCAAUUAUUCAAGUCUCUUGUUAAACUUGAAUUCCUACUGAUAGAGCAAGACAUUUGACACUUGCUCCAACUGCGUCUGCUAUUGCAAAGACAUUUGACAUCUGCGUCUGCUAUUGGCUAAGACAUUUGACGACUGCUCCAACUGUGUCUGCUUUUGGUUUUAACUUUAUUGAUAUAAAAUUUCAUCAUGUCUGUUGUUUUCUUUUUUGUAAAUAAACAUCUGUAGUACUACGGA